Messenger RNA from Cladophialophora immunda, 2409 nucleotides. RefSeq lists its product as uncharacterized. The transcript has a single exon. Lineage: Eukaryota; Fungi; Ascomycota; Eurotiomycetes; Chaetothyriales; Herpotrichiellaceae. The record is from RefSeq and is a predicted model, not a curated record. The coding region runs from base 20 to 2239 and encodes 739 amino acids. Gene Ontology annotation, molecular function: nucleic acid binding; RNA helicase activity; ATP binding. Gene Ontology annotation, cellular component: nucleolus.
CCCGGAUCAGCGGAGCCCAAUGUCCAAGGCAGCAAAGAGAAAAGAUCCAUCGGCGUCUCAGCAUGUCCAGCAUGGCGCAAAGAGGCGGAAGGUGUCGCAGUCGACCAAGGGUCAAGUGUACCAGGGGCCGGCGAUUCGUGGUGAUGCGUUGAAAUGGAAAACAGUCCCACUACCGAAGCGACUGGAGGACGCCGAAGGGUUCUUCGGACUCGAAGAGAUCGAGGAUGUCGACGUUGUCCGAGACGAAACCACUCACCAUGUGAUGUUUCGACCAAAAUCUGUAGCAGCUGUGGAUGACGCCGUCAGCCAUAAACAGCUCGACGAAGAAUGGGAGGGUUUCGACGACGAAAGGGGAGAAGUUGAGGAAGAAAGAGCAAAGCCGACCACGUCGCCAGACUCUUCCAAGGAUGCUGCGCAAUCUUCUAAAAAGCCUAAAGACCUUGACAAGCGGAAACUAAAGAGCAAGCCCACGCAAGAAGACGAAGUUGUGCCCAAUGUCAAGUUCGAUGUUCUGCUAGAGAGCCUGGCAGAUCCCAAGACUGACGUGUCAGCAUGGAAGAGUCUUGAGCUAUCUCCGACAAGUCUUUCGCAGCUCUCCCGACUCGGCUUUGCUAGGCCUACGCCUAUACAGUCGGCCAGCAUUCCACCCAUCAUACAAGGACACGAUGUGAUUGGCAAGGCUGUUACUGGUUCCGGGAAGACUUUGGCAUUUGGCAUUCCGAUUUUCGAGCAUUGGCUUUCGAGCGAGAACGCGGCAUCUGCUUCCACGAAGAGCAAGGACUCUAUCCUCGCUCUCAUUCUCGCCCCAACCAGAGAACUCGCAUUACAGCUCAACAGGCACCUUAACCAGCUGUGUAUAGGCCUAGAAGACCAUCCCAAGAUCGUCGCUGUCACGGGAGGACUCUCCAUCUAUAAGCAACACCGGCAACUGGAAUAUGCCGAUAUUGUGGUAGCGACUCCGGGGCGAUUGUGGGAGGUCAUGAAUGAUGCUUCGACCGACUACAAUGUUGAUGGGUUGGUGGACCGCUUGAAGAGGAUUCAAUUCUUAGUUGUGGAUGAAGCUGAUCGAUUGUUGAGCGAAGGCCACUUCAAAGAAGUCGAAAAUAUUCUUGAUGCCCUUGACCGGCAGAUUGUGGACGAGGACGAAGAGCAGAACACAGCACAGGAGUCGCCAAAUUCGGCAAGGCAAACCCUUGUAUUCUCAGCUACUUUCCAUAAGGGCUUGCAUCAAAAACUCACAGGCAAGCUCAAGUCAGCGGAUCCGAUGAAUAACAACCUCCUCACCAACCAACAGUCGAUGGAGUAUCUCCUGCGGAAGCUCUCAUUCCGCGAACAGAAGCCAACCUUCGUUGAUGUGAAUCCCAGUUCGCAGAUGGCUGCUGCGCUCGCCGAAUCAAUCGUGGAAUGUCCUGCAAUGAAGAAGGAUCUGUUUCUCUAUACCCUGCUAAUGCAGCAUCCAACCAAAAAGACGUUGGUUUUCACGAACAGCAUUUCCGCCGUUAAGCGAGUUACCGCAUUGCUUCAGACUCUGAAGCAACCUGCAGUCGGCUUACAUUCGACGAUGCCGCAGAAGUCACGACUACGAUCCUUGGAAAGAUUUGCCGCACAGAGCAACGUCCUGGUAGCCACAGAUGUUGCCGCUCGAGGACUUGACAUUAAGGGAAUCGAACUCAUUAUUCAUUACCAUGUACCCCGUACUGCAGACAUGUAUGUCCACCGUUCCGGAAGGACUGCUCGUGCAGAGACGUCAGGGCAGUCGAUUUUGCUUUGCUCGCCCGACGAGGUGGCUGGCGUACGAAGACUGAUUGCCGAAGUGCACAAGGGUGGUGAGGCUCCAGAAACAGUUCAGUUAGAAGGGCGACUCAUGCAAAGCCUGGAUCCGCAUGUGUCGCUCGCUCAGAAGAUCACCGAAGCAACCCAGGCCAAGGAGAAAACAUCCAGUAAAGAAGAUUGGCUGCGAUCUGCCGCGGAAGAGUUGGGGGUGGACUAUGACAGCGAAGAGUUCGAAAGUCAGGGCCAGAGAGGCAAAAGGGGGAGAGGCGGUGGAAGAGCAAAGAAAGAAAAGGACCACGCUGCAAUUAGCAAAGACCAGCUUUCUCAAUGGCGAUCUGAGUUGGACGCAUUGCUGAAGAAGAGGAUUAACCUGGGGGUCAGCGAGAGAUAUCUUGCCGGUGGUCGGAUCGAUGUUGAGGCACUGCUCCAGGGACGAAUGGAUGGAGCAUUUCUGGAAGGCCGCUGAGAAACCCUCCAAGUUCUCACCUGUUUCGUAAGGAGCGGUUCAUUGACGCUUGAGUAUCACGCAGAUGCACCCUGGAUACAUAUAUGGCCCCCCACCUGUCGGCUGGCCCCCUCCUUUCACCAAGACGUUUGUCUCAGCUAAGCCUCAAUGACCCUAGUCGGUUGCUUGCC